GGAGGGCGAGAUACCAAUGGGUGAUUGUGGCAGCAGGGACGUGGUCAAGCAUCGGUCUGUGACAGGAGGGUGGAGUCGGGGAAGUUAAGUGGCAGAAUCACUACACCUGUUGUUAAUUAAUGUGUUUGUGUGUCUUCCCAGUGACCGCGCCCUAUUUAAGGAGAGAGAGCGAGAGCAGAGGGAGCUCUCUCUCUCCCUAACCAGAUGACUUAUUUGUGUGUAUGCGUGUGGCUGGGAGAGUGUGGUUUUGCGACUGAAAAGUGCAAAUAAAAAGAGUUUUUGGAACUCGGCUCUGUCCUGCCGUCCUUCUGUGCUCCACCCACCUACAUGGACUGCUACAGUGGUGCCAAAACCCGGGAACCGAGCACAGAAGACAACAGCCCCAUGGAAUCCUCCACCUUCGCCGACCUGAUCCACGCCCUUGCCACGGCCCAACAGAGCCAGCACCAGGCGCUGCUCACCCUCCGAAAGGAGCAAGAACAACGGUUCGAGGCCCUGGUGCUGGCGCAACAGGAAGAUCGUUGGGCGUUCCGGCACCGCCUCGCGUCAGUGGGGUCCACCAUCUCCACCACCGUGGGCCCUUCCCCCCUCACCCUCACAAAGAUGGACCCGCAGGACGACCCCGAGGCAUUCGUCACGCUCUUUGAGCAGGUAGCAGAGACCUCGGGGUGGCCGGUGGAACAGCGCGCGGAGCGCCUCCUCCCCCUGCUAACGGGAGAGGUGCAGCUGGCCGCGCUACAGCUCCCCGCCGACCGCCGGCUGGCCUACGCGGACCUUUGCGGGGCUGGCCUCCAGCGGGUGGGAUGCACCCCGGAGCAACAACAUCAGUGUUUCCGCGCUCUGCGCUUGGAGGAAGUCGGCCGGCCGUUUGCGUUUGGCCAGCAACUCCGGGAUGCCUGCUGGCAGUGGUUGAGGGCCGACAGUUGCGACGCCGAGGGACUCAUCGACCAGGUGGUACUGGAACAGUUCGUCGUGCGUUUACCAGCAGGAACCGCAGAGUGGGUCCAGUGCCACCGCCCGGCGUCGCUGGAUCAGGCAAUCGAGCUGGCGGAGGAUCAUCUGGCGGCUGUCCCGGCGGCAGGACAGCAGAUGGCAUCUUCUCUCCUCUUCUCUCCUCUUCUCUCUCUCUCUCUCUCUCUCUCCCCCUCCUCCUGUGUCCCGUCCUCUCCCCAUUCCCCCACCGCGGAGGCGGGGGCCGGCACCACCCCAGCCGGCCCGCUGCACCCGUGGUGCCCUCCCGUUUCUCCCUUCUGUGUCUGUCUCUCCCCCACCUCAGGUGAGUGAGCCCCAGAUCACCGGCGCAGAGGGAAAGCCCGGGCCGGUUUGCUGGCGCUGCGGGGAGCCGCGCUACCUUCAACAGCAGUGCACGGUGAUGGAGGUGGGCGCGGUGGUUCAGAUCCCCAACGCGCCAGAGGCCGCCCUCGAUCGGGCCGGAGCGUAUCGUAUACCGAAGAACGCCGAGACCGGAAGCUUUCUUUUUUUCUCCUCCUGUGUAAAGUCCACAAGCGGAGGCCAUCUGAUCUGCUUUAAUAUCAACAGAUCUUCAUUUAAGGAAAUCUUUUGGUGGAGACGGUGGGGACCUCGACUGGCUAUCGUAGCCUGCAGGGAAUCGGCCGUCAGACAUUCUGUCGCAUGUCCCAGACCCGGUGAAAUGUAACUGAAUUGUCUUGGCCAGGCCUAAGGGUCCCAUCUGCAUCUCAUCAUUGCUGAGGAGUGUGCUCCCAUCACCCAAUCAAGCAUCCAGCCAGAGCAGGUCAUGAUAUAUUUUUUACCAUAUUAACAUGCCAUUGUGCGUCAUGCCUGAUGUAAAGACUCUCGUCUCUGCGAGCCUACCACACAGAUUUAAUACUUGUCAUUUUUAGGGCAUACCUAACAACGUGUUUUCUUUCUCUCUCUCUCUCUCUCCCCCCCCCAUCUGUCCCUCUGAGUUACAUGUUGAUCCUGGGAUUGAGAUGCUGGCCUCUUCUGCCCCUCGGACCUGCUUGAUCCAUCCUGGUGCCCUGUGUCUGGUCGGAGUUUUAUCGCCCCACUCCUGUGAAGGACGGCCCCAUGAGGACAGUUGAGGGUUAUACCUGUUAAAACUGUUAAUAUUAUAGUCAGGCUGUCUGUUGUUGCCCAAAUGAGGAUGGGUUCCCUUUUGAGUCUGGUUCCUCUCGAGGUUUCUUCCUCAUGUCGUCUGAGGGAGUUUUUCCUUGCCACCGUCGCCACAGGCUUGCUCAUUGGGGAUAGAUUAGGGAUAAAAUUAGCUCAUGUUUUAAGUCAUUCAAAUUCUGUAAAGCUGCUUUGCGACAAUGUUUAUUGUUAAAAGCGCUGUACAAAUAAACUUGAUUUGAUUUGAUUAAAGUGCUCUACUAAACCAUCUGUUUGUGGGUAAUAGACACUGGUGUGGAUAGUUUUAAUCCCCAACAACUCAUACAGUUCACGCAGUGUGUGUGACAUAAAGGUAGUGCUUUGGUCUGUCAGGAUUUCUUUCAGAAUCCCGACCCGGGAGAUAACACAGAAGAGCGCUUCCACAAUAUUGCAGGCAGAGAUAUUACAGAGAGGCACCGCUUCUGGAUAUCGCAUUGCAUAGUCCACCAGAACUAAAAUAAAGUGAUAUCCUCGUGCUGACCGAUCUAAUGGCCCGACGAGAUCCAUACCAAUUCUCUCGAAGGGGGUGUUGAUUAGGGGGAGCAGGCACAAAGGCACUUUUGGAGUGGCCGCGGGAUUUACUAAUUGGCAUUUAUGGUAUGCCACACACCACUGAUGAAUGUCCCCACGAAUCCCUGGCCAGUAGAACUAGCCAUUAUUCGAACUAGUGUUUUAUCCUGCCCUAAGUGUCCAGCCAUGGGAUUAAAGUGAGCCGCAUGGAACACGAGUUCUCUACGGCUCUUAGGGAUUAACAAUUGUGUUAGCUGUUUACCAGUUUGAGUGUCCUGUGUCACUUGAUACAACCUAUCCUUAAUAAUAGUGAAGUAUGGGAAGGCGGGUGCCGCAUUUUUUUAAUUUCCCUGAGGGAACCCUCUCAAAGGGAUCAAUAAAGUUCUAUCUAUUCUAAUCUAAUCUAAUUUGGUUGGAGAGUUUGACCACCAAUUACUCUCACUUGGUCAAAUGCAUGACGCAGAGUCUUGUCUUAUGACUGCUCUAAUGGGAAAUUCUUGAGGGAAUCCCUGAGAGAGAGAGGAUGGGCGAGCUGCUCCUCAUUCCUUGCAUCACCCUGACGUGGUGCUGAUGUAGAUGGCUCUGUGACAGCUUCCCCAGUCAGUGCCACACCAGGAUCUCCCCGUGAUGCAUUAUUGCAAGACCCACGCCCUACUAUAUGCUCCAUUAAUCCCCUGAACCCUGGUCAAUCAGUCCCCAAAAUCAGUGGGUGGGUAAGACACGGAUUAACCGCAGCUUUUAAACUACAUUUUUGUCCCCAAAAUAGAAUGUGAAUGGACACUCAUGGAUAAUUAGUGGUGAUAAUUAGUGUCCCCACAGACACGGAAGGGGAAGACAAGAGGAUACUGGCUGGGGGGGGAGCUGGCCCCCAUCUCCGUGGUGGGGGAACAGGAUGGGGAUGAGAACAAAACUGUGCACACACACAACCUUCACUUGUGCUCUCCCCAAUCCCUUACCUUGCAUCAAGCUUUGGUGGACUGAGGUCUGAUUACAACUGGAAUCCACCAACGUGUGAUGCGUAUCCACUUGGACACUCACCGGUAUACGAUAUGCUCUGGCUUGAUCAGGGGCAGUCUCUGACGCAUCUGAGAUCUGGACCAUGGCUCCCACCUCCAUCGCAGAGCACUGACUCUGGAGAUGUCCCAGCUCCCUGCAGCGCCAGCAUACUAGCCCAGACUUCACCUCUGCACCUGUGUUAUGGGCGUCACUCACCUGGGAGGGAGAAAACACAGACACAGAAGAGGAAGAUGGGAGGACACCGCAAGUGCAGCAGGCCGGCUGGGGGGGAGUCGAUCUCUGUGGUGGGGGAACGGGGUGGGGACAAGAAGAGGAGGGAGGAAGGAGAAUGAGAGAGAAAAAGAGAAGAGGCAACACUUCCGCCUGCCACUGUAACCGCUGCUAGAUGGUCCUCCACCAACUUGAUGGCUUGAUCCAGCAAUGCCGGGCAAUGACACUGGACCCACUCCACCAUUCCUUCUGGAAGACACGUGAUGAACUGCUCCAGUGUCACCAGAUCAAUGAUCCCCUCAGCGUCACGGUUGUCCGCCCUCAGCCACUACUGGCAGGCAUCCUGGAGCUGUUGGCCAAAUGCAAACAGCUGGCUGACCUCCUCCAAUGUCAGUGUCCAGAAGAGUUGACGAUGUUGUUCCAGGGAGCUGCUGACAUGCUGCAGGAUGGCUCGCUUCAGGUUCACGUGUAUGAGCUGGCUGUCGGCAGGGAGCUGCUGUGUGGCAAGCUGCACCUCGCCAGUCAGUAAUGGAAGUAGGUGCAUCGCGUGCUGCUCGACUGGCCACCCCCACGCUUUGGCCGCUUGCUCGAAGAGAGCAAUGAAGGCUUCUGGAUCAUCAUGCGGCCCCAUCUUCAUGAGGGUCACAUGGGGAGGGUCUGCUGUGGUGGCAGUCAAGGACCCCGCCAACGCAAGCAGGUGCCGGAAUGCCUGGCGAUCUUCCUGCUGGGCCAGCAUCAAGGCUUCAAAGCAUUGCUUCUGCUCCAUUUGGAGGGCGAUCAGCACUUGAUGCUGGUUUUGUUGGGCGGUGGCAAGGGCAUGGAUGAGGUCCUUGAAUGGGGAGGACUCCAUGGGUGGUGCCCUUCAGUAUCCCGGCUUUUGGCACCACUGUAAUAAGCCCUGAUGUGGGUGGAGUACUGAAGUACGGCAGGUGUGAGAUGAUGUUCACGCACACUUUAUUUUCAAGAUUAUCACUUUUCAGCUUCAUUCAUUCACUUGCUUGCUCACUCACUCACUAUCCAGACACACAAGCACAUGCAUUUGUUCUGGUCGGGAGAGCUCCCUUCUCUUUGCUCUCUCCCUCCUUUUCUACCUUCCGCCAUCACUGCAAAAACACACACACAAAACAUUAAUUGACAACAGGUGCAUUGACUUUGCCACUCACCUUCCCCGACCCCGCCCUCCAUUCACUAAUCAACGCUUGGCCACGCCCCUGCUGCCACAACAAACAAUAAGUAAUCAAGUCCACAGUCAAGUUAACAAUAUGUGUUAACGCCAUAAAACAAACGCUUGACGAGCCUUGUCAAUCACUAACAAUUAUUGUGAACGGUGAUCAAAGGAUCAAUAAAAGGACAAAAUGACUGUUGAUAUCACUAAACUUAACACCUAGUUAAAGCACACCAGCAGCAUUUUUAUGUCCCCUGCCCAGCUCCUUAGCCCAUGUUUAGAUUAGACCGUAUCAGCGGAUCAUCAGAUUAACGUUUUUAAAAUGAUUAGUGUGCACACAGCAACACCAAUACACGAUUUGCGUGCACACAGCAAUACCAAUACACGGAUACGCUCGGCUCCGCAGGCAUCCUGCGCUCCAAAUCACUCCGCCCUGAACAGCGAGUGCCCUCUGGAGGGUGCGCACUCUUGCCUUGCACAGCUCACAGAGCACGCGAGUGAAGUGAACAAGCUGUGAUUCGGGACUGAGCCGCUGUGUGUGUGAUCCCAGCGCACAUCACUUACCACUUGCAAGUGGAAGGAUGGCAAGCCUAAAGACAAUCAUAACUACACAAUGGGCAGUAUUUGCAUCAGUAUUUGCAGUAUUUUCAUACUUUUAUACUCUUUAAUGAAAGGUGAUACAAGGCGGAAGUCCGCGCCGUUUUUCAGCAGUCGCGUCACAUGACCAACGCCAGCGAAUCAGGAAGGUGGAUGUCACAGUGACGUUGUCCAAUGAGAUGCCAGCUAGAGCUCAGCACAACGUAUCUGCGUAUUCUGAAUGUUUACACAGCACCGGAGCUGACACGAUCUGGAUUGAAUACGUGGACGCUGGCGGAUUCCCGUUUCCCGGCGUUUCCAGGCGGUUUAAUGUAAACGGACAGUGCAUCCGCGAAGAAAAUGAGACAGAUACGGUCUAAUGUAAACGUAGCCUCAGCAUGACAUAAAAUGACAUCAUCUGCGAUUUGUAACACAUGAAUGAACUGGAUGGUAAAGAUUUAGAAAACAUACUGUAGCCAGUCAGUGGGUGGACACUGACAAUGAUACACUGGUAUCUUUCCAUAACAGAUGAAGAAAUAAUCACCUACGUUUGUGAUCCUUUAACUCACUCAAUGAACUGCAAUAGUGACUCUGAAGGAGAAAUUUAUGAUAAGAAGAAUGUGCCUAAAAUUUUGCAUAUAACAUGAGUGUUUGGUGUGACAAGUUCAGUAUUAUGAACUUUUCAGUAUAACAAACUAUUUGGAUGUUUCCCAAGGAGUUUGUUAAAGCAGCGUUGCAGUGUAUCUCCAAAAGUGAAAAGAAAGAAAUUUGCAUUUAAAAAUUGGAUUGUGACUGCAGCACGAGUGUGGCAGAUAAAAUUACAAGCUGAAUUUUAUCAGACUGGAAACUUGGCUAUCUCAGAGCUUGAUCAAUGUGAAAUCAGUUAGCUUGCAAGAUUUUAGAAAUUUUGAGCCAGGUUGAUUGUUUCUUACCCAAUAUGAUGUCUGCAGGAACUUAGUCUUGGUAAGACUAAAAAGUAAAUAAAAACAUUUUACACUUUUUAUUUGUUGAAAUAUAUUUAUGGUUCUUUAAAAUUAAAAUGUCAAAAUAUGUUAUAGAUGGAAGAACCUUUGAGUGGAAAAAAAUGUUGAUCAAAACCUGUUUUUUCUUGGGCUGUUUUUGACAUCUGAUGGGUUUUCCCAUGUCAUAAGCAAAUAUAUUUAAUUUUCAGUGUUUUUUUUAAUAAAUAUAUGCCAUACUGAUUAUAGCAACUUAAAGUAACAAAAUAAAGUCACUAAAAGACACUGUGUGACAGGCAUAUGAAAAUGUUGUACUAAAUUCCAACAUAAUAAAAGCACAAGCAAGAAAUACACAAGAAAUAAAUACAUGUGCCAAGCAAUUUCCAGUAUGCACUAUACACAGUUAUGCAAGGUUAUGAGAUCAACAAAAAGUAUGUGGCCCCUAUUCAUGCCCUCUCCAUGUUGCCAUGCAAGUGAUUAUAUUCCCUUUUAGCUUCAAUCAACCGUAAACAUGUGGCCAGACAUCUUACACUAAACACAAAAUACAUGGCUCUAACACUGACUUUGUUGUUUGCUGAUUUUUCACGGUUGUGUCU
Molecule: messenger RNA, 7163 nt
Organism: Neoarius graeffei (lesser salmon catfish)
Lineage: Eukaryota; Metazoa; Chordata; Actinopteri; Siluriformes; Ariidae
Product: zinc finger protein with KRAB and SCAN domains 5-like
Exons: 3
Coding region: 328-1284 (318 amino acids)
Source: RefSeq, a predicted model, not a curated record